GCACCGCAAAUGAACAAUAACAGAGGAAGAAGAAGCCUGUAGUCAAGACAAUGCUCCAUUUCUUUAAUAUUAACGCCCGGACAGUUUCUGUUUCGAACUUUUUUCAGCUAACUCUGCGACACACUUGAAAUUCGAUCAACAUCUACAAUUUUGUUAUCGGAAGUUAGAAAUGGCUAUAGCCCACGCUGCUACAGAGUAUGUUUUUACAGAUUUCCUACUCAAGGAGCCAACGUCAGAGGCGAAGUAUAAAGGUAUAAGACUGGACCUGGCUUUGGAUAAGAUGGUCACUUGUAUUGCGGUCGGGCUGCCUUUAUUGCUCAUCUCCCUCGCCUUCGCCCAGGAGGUAUCUGUCGGCACUCAGAUCAGCUGUUUCUCCCCCACUAACUUCUCCUGGCGGCAGGCUGCCUAUGUGGACUCCUAUUGCUGGGCAGCUGUGCAAAGACAGGACACCGGAGGGCUACCACUCUCACUCCAUAAGUUUUUCCCAUAUAUCCUUUUAUUUGUAGCGGUGCUGGUGUAUGUUCCAGCAUUGUUUUGGCGUUUUACAGCUGCUCCGGUUCUUUCUUCUGAUUUGACCUUCAUCAUGGAAGAGCUGGACCGCUCCUACAACAGGGCCAUCAAAUUAGCCAAGUGCCUGCACAGCAGUCCCACACACCUUGACGCUCAAAGCUCUAUGCCAGACCUGACGGAGAACUGUUUUAAGUACCCUCUUGUGGAGCAGUAUCUGAAGACGAAGCGUUUUUCCCAUGGCCUGCUGGUCCGCUACUUACUUUGCCGAGCAGUCACCUUCUUGGUACUGGUGCUGGCCUGCGUCUACCUCUGCUACUACAUCCGGCUGUCUGUAACAGACGAGUUCCACUGUAACAUCCGCACCGGUGUGCUGAUCAAUGACUCAUCCGUGCCCAGCGCUCUGCAGUGCAAACUGAUAGCUGUGGGAGUGUUCCAACUUCUCAGCUACAUCAACCUGUGUGUGUACCUGCUGCUGGCACCUGCAUGCAUUUAUGCUACACUGGUUCCCAUGAGGAGCUCAGCUGAUUUCUUGAAACCCUAUGAAAUGCUGCCCACUCUUGGGGUGAUAAAGCUUGGAGCAAGAGCCUGGAAUGAUCUAGCCAUGUACUUGCUGUUUCUGGAGGAGAACCUGAGUGAGCUGAAAAGUUAUAAAUGCCUGAAGGUAUUGGAGCUCGUGAAGGAUUGUGAAGAUGAACAUGCUCCUGAUACAAUGCUCCUCCUGCAGUCACUAGGCCAAGUUAAAAUGGACGUACUGGAUGGCAGAUUGAAGACGAUUUCACAUGCUUCAGACACCAACAAGACCAGAAACCAGGACGGAGAGAGAAACUGCCUGGAGAUGAAGGGCCUACCUGGCACUAUUUUUGGUAUCGCCUCUCUCGAGCUUCCAAGCGAGCUGAGCUGAUACCAAAAGGUGAAAUGGAAAAACUGCAGACUGCUCAUUGAAGUCUCCCCUCUCCUGCCUAAGGAUGGCAUCAAGAAGUCUGAGGAUGAAAAGGUACUGCGCCAGAGAGUUAUCUAAUGUGUUUAUGUUUACUUAGAUGUAAGUGGUGUAGAUGGAACUGUACAGACUGGAAGACAAUGGACUGAGAUAUACUCCCCAAAUGUUGCCUACUAGGUAUUCCUUCUGCACUGCAUGUUUGGAUGUAUGAGGAUUUUUAUGAGCAUUGAUAAAGCAUUUAUGUGCAUUGAAGUGCAAUGUGCUUACAAAUUUUAUUUAUAUGAGCUGCUGUUUUUUACCACUUGAACUGUCAUUAAAACACAGAAGUUCGGGAA
Colossoma macropomum (tambaqui) is the source of this 1782-nucleotide messenger RNA. It is a transcript of the gene panx1a, whose product is annotated as pannexin 1a. The coding region runs from base 170 to 1411 and encodes 413 amino acids. Gene Ontology annotation, molecular function: channel activity. The record is from RefSeq and is a predicted model, not a curated record. Gene Ontology annotation, biological process: positive regulation of interleukin-1 production; monoatomic cation transport. Lineage: Eukaryota; Metazoa; Chordata; Actinopteri; Characiformes; Serrasalmidae. The transcript is spliced from 7 exons.